Carlito syrichta (Philippine tarsier) is the source of this 1680-nucleotide messenger RNA. RefSeq names its product coiled-coil domain containing 60 (gene CCDC60). The record is from RefSeq and is a predicted model, not a curated record. The transcript is spliced from 14 exons. Bases 1 to 1680 code for a protein of 559 amino acids. Lineage: Eukaryota; Metazoa; Chordata; Mammalia; Primates; Tarsiidae.
AUGUACUUCUUCCAGGCACUGAGAGAUGGUGAGAGACCUCACUCAGCAUUGCAGUUUGGCUUCAUGUUUGUGAAGCUCUUACAUCAACAGCAAGUCUUUGCCGCACUCAAUGUCCAGAACACACUGACUGUCCCAGAUAAGCCAAUGAGGAGCAUCAGGUAUAUGAACAAGGAAAUCAUAAACCUCAAAAAAGACCUGAUACGAAGUCGCAACUUGAUUCGGUCUGUGAAGGCAGGCCAGGGAUAUUUUUCCAUUCUGAGGGAGGAGAAUGAAAUGAAAAAGAGACAACAGCAACUUCAGAAACUGAACGAGGAAGAAAGGAACAAAUUCCAACCAGCCCAAAAGAUCUCAGAAAUCCGAUAUGGGGAAACCUUAUUGACCACAAAUGAUGAUGAGAAGUUUAAGAAGUUGGGGGCUACAGCCAUCCUUUGCCCAUUUGUGCCUGCUCACAGCUGCAUCAUCUCACCCGUGCUACCCGAGGCUCACGUGGAUCCCCUCUUCCGCCAGCUCUGCGCCCUCCACUGGCUUCUGGAGGCCCUGACUAUCGACCACAACCACUAUACCAUGAAUUCGGUGAUCGCCUGCUGGAAUCCAAAGGACCCAGGUGGAAGCAAGAGCACGAUUAAAAAAAUCAGUAAGGACAAGUUCAUGGGGCAGAAGUGGGAGCAUUUCGUCACAGAGCCAAAGACCAAGGAAUUCAAAAUCCCUGUAAUGCAAACCACCAGCCACAAAUCAAGUCAGCGAGGCUCCACACGCAAUCUGACUCGGAUCAGUGCGGGGUCAUCCACUCAGAGCAGCAUGGUCUCUGUGAACCCAGGUUCAGAUGAGCUCCCAAGUGUGGCCACCCCAGUGGCUGGCAGUAAGGACAUCGAGGAAAAUGAGUCGUCUUCAACCAAGUCAGACGAAGAACCUCUGCAUUUCCAUCUGCAGAAACUCCUGGAGAUGGCUUGGGAAGACGCCCGGAGGACAAUCACAGAAAGUGGCAUGCAAAGAAAAGCCCCCAGCAUCUUGCCAGUGCUCAAACAAAACAAGAGCGAUUCUGCCUUUAAGGACAUGCAGACCACCCACAAGUCAAGAACCAGCAGCACAAGUGGAGAAAGCCACAGCCUGCCAGACCCGAAUAAGUCUAAAAACCGUGCCAGUCGUGAUAUCAUCCACUGCAAAGAUGGGGUGUGUAACAGUUUGAGGACCAAGUUCUACAGCAUUGCCCGUGAGGCCGGCUUCUGCCUGCAGGACAAGUUGGAAAUACUCAGGAAGCACCAAGAAGAAAGAGGUAUCCAGAAGUUCAAUUCUUUUUCCCUUGUCUCAAACUUUCAAAAGGAUAUAGCAAAAAUGAGACAUCAAGUAUUUGUAACAAAAGGAGAUGCGGAAGAAAUUGCAGGCCACUGGUACUUUGAUCUCUUGUCCAAACUGCCCGAGGAUCUGAAGGACUUCCGCCCUGCCAAAAAGAUCCUGGCAAAACUGCAGAAGUUUGGGGAAAACCUGGACCUGAGGAUCCGACCCCACAUCUUCCUGAAGGUGCUGCAGGAUCUGAGGAUCUGGGAGCUGUGCUCGCCUGACAUCGCUGCGGCUAUCGAGUUUGUGCGAGAACACAUCAUCCAUAUGCCUCAAGCAGAUUACAUCAGCUGGUUGCAGAAGCGAAUCAGCAUGCCUAUCCAGCCCUACAGUGCCCUGACAUAG